Messenger RNA from Salvia miltiorrhiza (redroot sage), 1981 nucleotides. Its product is annotated as protein HOTHEAD-like. Lineage: Eukaryota; Viridiplantae; Streptophyta; Magnoliopsida; Lamiales; Lamiaceae. The transcript is spliced from 4 exons. The record is from RefSeq and is a predicted model, not a curated record. Gene Ontology annotation, molecular function: oxidoreductase activity, acting on CH-OH group of donors; flavin adenine dinucleotide binding. The coding region runs from base 56 to 1765 and encodes 569 amino acids.
UCUACUAGUACUAUUGAAUUCGUGAAUGUGAUUCAUAUUUUUUAAUUCUGAGAACAUGGCGGCUUCCCGAAAGUCAAUUCUCAUUGUUGCAGUCCCCUUAUGGAUUUUCUUCUUGAUCGUUUAUUCUUCUGCAGAUAAAGCUCCAUACACUUCAUUUGCCAAAAACGCAGCAUCAGCUCCGUUGAUAGGUUACUACGACUACGUAAUCAUCGGAGGCGGAACCGCCGGAUGCCCACUGGCAGCGACGCUCUCCGCCUCCGCAAAAGUACUACUCCUCGAGAGGGGCGGCCUUCCUUACGACAACCCCGACGUCGUCCACAUCGCGGGUUUCGUUAAAUUGCUGACGGAUCCGUCUCCCUAUUCCGCCGCGCAGUUGUUCAUCUCCACCGACGGCGUGUUCAACCACCGCGCCCGCGUGCUGGGCGGAGGCUCCGCCAUCAACGCCGGGUUCUACACGCGCGCCAGCCGCGACUACGUGAAUCAGGUCGGGUGGGACCCGCGGCUAGUGAAUGAGUCGUACGAGUGGGUGGAGAGGAAGGUGGCGUUCCGGCCGCGACUACGGCAGUGGCAGGCGGCGGUGAGAGAAGGACUGCUGGACGCCGGCGUGUUGCCCGACAAUGGCUUCACGUACGAGCAUUUGCAUGGUACCAAAAUUGGGGGCACAAUUUUCGAUGAAGAUGGAGUUAGGCAUACCGCCGCAGAUUUGUUGGAGUAUGCUCAGCCAAACAAUAUUACUGUUUAUUUGCAUGCAGCUGUGCACCAAAUCCUCUUCACCACUUCCCCAGGGCAAAGGCCCAAGGCAAAUGGAGUUUUGUUCAAAGACUCAAACGGGCGUAAGCACAGAGCAUACUUGAACAGUGGAGGCGCGAGUGAGAUAAUUGUAUCAGCUGGCGCAAUGGGCAGCCCGCAGCUUCUAAUGUUGAGUGGCAUUGGGCCGGGCCAAGAGCUACGGGCCCGAGGGAUAAACGUAGUAAUGGAGCAAGCAUUUGUGGGGCAGGGGAUGUCCGAUAAUCCAAUGAAUGCGUUGCUCAUACCUUCCAUUCGGCCCGUCGAGAUCUCCCUCGUUCAAGUCGUCGGCAUUUCUGAUGUGGGCAGCUACAUCGAAGCUGCCAGUGGGCUCCUCAACUCCUCUUCCAUUUUUGACUACGUGAAUGUCGCAAACACGGUCAGUCCAGUCAUUCAUAGUUUCAAUUUUUCAAUCCCCACGAACCAAAGCAUCCAAGAUAUGGACGCCAGCAGCGGUGGAGUUGGGGUAGUCUUGCAAAAGAUAAUGGGGCCUUUGUCGAGCGGGUAUUUGGAGCUCGAGAGCAAGGAUCCGAAUCGGAACCCGAGAGUGACAUUCAACUACUUCAAGGACGAAAGGGACGUGGCGAGGUGUGUUGGAGGCAUGGAGAUAUUGAGGAAAGUUGUCCAGUCAGGGGCCUUGUCGGAAUUCCUCAAACCCUCGACCUCAUUUGAAUCCCUACAGAAGUUGAUGCUGUCUCUUCCCAUCAACUUACGAUGGAAACACGUAGCCGCUACUUACUCCAUGGAGCAGUACUGCAGGGACACCGUGAUGACCUUGUGGCAUUACCACGGGGGCUGCCAGGUGGGCCGCGUCGUCGACCGCGAUUAUCGCGUCAUCGGGGUCCACUCCUUGCGCGUCAUCGACGGCUCCACCUUCUAUUUCUCGCCGGGGACCAACCCUCAGGCCACACUAAUGAUGCUUGGAAGGUAUAUGGGACAGAAAAUUCUGCAGCAACGAAAUCCUCAAACAGAGAAUUAGAUAUGGAUGCAGGGGGUAAUUUUUUCUUAAAAUUAAUAUCCUCUUGUAAUAAAUUUUAAAUUAAUUAGACACAAAUAAACUAGGAUCAUAAGAGGUUUGAUGCUAGGUAACAAACUUAGUGAAAUGCUAAUUAUUAUUGAAAGCAAAUUUAAACUUUGAAUCAUAUAUAUCUCUCAAUUUAUUUUGUCUUAUUAUAUGUAGAUUGUAGUACAGACC